Molecule: messenger RNA, 3226 nt
Organism: Pseudocercospora fijiensis CIRAD86
Lineage: Eukaryota; Fungi; Ascomycota; Dothideomycetes; Mycosphaerellales; Mycosphaerellaceae
Exons: 3
Coding region: 1-2961 (986 amino acids)
Biological process (GO): chaperone-mediated protein complex assembly; mitochondrion organization; protein quality control for misfolded or incompletely synthesized proteins
Cellular component (GO): mitochondrial matrix
Molecular function (GO): single-stranded DNA binding; serine-type endopeptidase activity; ATP binding
Source: RefSeq, a predicted model, not a curated record
AUGCAUAAGCGCUCUUUUACUCCGAUCGCUGGAAGUGGUGCGGGUACUGGAGGCGAGUCUGGUAGCGGAGAUGGUGGCAACCGCAAGAAGGGUGGCAAGCAGAGCAAGGAGCUCACAAAGCCCCAAGUGCCAGAUGUCUACCCGCAGGUGCUAGCAAUUCCGAUUGCGCAACGCCCGCUGUUCCCUGGCUUCUACAAGGCAAUCACAAUUAGAGAUCCGAAUGUCAUCGCAGCAGUUCAGGAGCUGUUGAAGCGAGGGCAGAGCUAUGUGGGCGCAUUCCUGCUCAAAGACCAAGAGAGCAGCCAAGAUGUCAUCAACGACCCCAGCGAGGUUUACGACGUGGGAACUUUCUGUCAGGUCACAGGCGCCUUUCCUGCUGGACAUGGCGAGGAUAAAGCUUUGCAAGCCGUCUUGUACCCACAUCGGAGAAUCAAGUUGAGCGAACUGAUCCCACCCAACCGAGGCGCACCUGCAGCCCCAGAACCAGAAUCACAAGUGGCGCAAGCGACCAUUGAAAGCGCAGUGCCAUCAGAAGAGCAAGGCGAGAAGCCAGAGACGGAAGAGAAGAAAGGUGGCGUGACAGCAAGCUUCGAGGAGCAGACGCCUGAGAAGGAGAAGGAAAAGUCUGAGGAAGGGGUCAAGGCUGCGAUCCAGCCUACGGACUUCUUGCGAUCUUGGCCCGUCAGUCUGGUGAAGGUUGACAAUCUCAAGGACGAGCCUUUUGACAAACGAUCGGAGACCAUCCGAGCACUGAUCUCUGAAAUCGUGAAUACUUGCCGCGAAAUUGGCAAUGCUAACCACUUGUUCCGAGAUCACGUCUCUGCUUUCGCCAUGUCACAGUCCGCCGCGAACAUCGCCGACGAACCCGCCAAACUUGCAGACUUCGCAGCUGCUGUAUCAGGAGGGGAGAUGGAGGAAGUGCAAAGCAUUCUUUCUUCCUUGAACAUCGAGCAGCGUCUCAGCAAGGCGCUAGAAGUUAUCAAGAGGGAGCACAUGAACGCGCAACUCAGCAGCAAGAUUUCAAAAGAUGUGGAGAGUAAGAUUCAGAAGCGCCAGCGAGAGUAUUGGCUCUUGGAGCAGAUGAAGGGCAUCAAGCGCGAGCUUGGUCUGGAAAGUGAUGGCAAGGAUAAACUGGUUGAGAAGUUCAAGGAGAAGGCCACCAAGCUGGCCAUGCCUGAGCCGGUGAAGAAGGUCUUUGAUGAAGAGCUAAAUAAGCUCACCCACCUCGAGCCUGCUGCAUCUGAGUUCAACGUGACGAGAAAUUACUUGGACUGGCUGACGCAGAUUCCAUGGGGUCAACGAAGCGCCGAAAACUUUGGUAUCCAGCACGCUCGUGAUGUCCUGGACGAAGACCACCACGGUCUGAAGGACGUUAAAGACCGCAUCCUCGAGUUCAUUGCUGUUGGUAAGCUUCGCGGCACUGUCGAAGGCAAGAUUCUUUGCAUGGUCGGCCCACCUGGUGUUGGAAAGACAAGUAUUGGCAAAUCGAUUGCCAGAGCUCUCAACCGACAAUAUUACCGCUUUAGUGUCGGUGGUCUGACUGAUGUCGCCGAGAUCAAGGGUCACCGAAGAACCUACGUCGGUGCUCUGCCAGGCCGCAUCAUCCAAGCCUUGAAGAAGUGCCAGACCGAGAAUCCGCUCAUUCUGAUCGAUGAAGUUGACAAGAUUGGCCGUGGCCAUCAAGGAGACCCGUCAAGCGCACUGCUGGAAUUGCUGGAUCCUGAGCAGAACAAUUCUUUCCUCGAUCACUACAUGGACGUGCCUGUGGACCUUUCAAAGGUGCUCUUCGUGUGCACAGCCAAUAUGACUGACACGAUUCCACGACCACUUCUGGACAGAAUGGAAAUGAUCGAGCUCUCUGGAUAUGUCUCCGAUGAGAAGAUGGCUAUUGCUGAGCGUUACUUGGCACCACAAGCCAAGGAGCUGUGCGGUUUGAAAGAAGUUGACGUCAAGCUUGAGCAAGAAGCCAUCACCGAGCUCAUCAACAAAUACUGCCGUGAGUCUGGUGUGAGAAAUCUCAAGAAGCAGAUCGAGAAGGUCUAUCGCAAGUCAGCACUUAAGAUCAUUCAAGACCUUGGUGAGGACGUUCUCAGCGAAGAUAAGGCACUGACCGACGAAGGCAAGGCAGCUGCUAAGGAAUCCGAGAAAAAUAAUUCCGAAGUCAAGGACACGCCUGAGAACAUCGAGAACGAGACGACUGAGAAGCCACGUGUGGCGCUCAAGGUGCCCGAUUCAGUGCAUGUCACCAUCGGCAAGGAUAACUUGAAGGACUACGUUGGACCGCCUGUCUUCACUUCCGACCGACUUUACGAUGUCACUCCCCCUGGUGUUGCCAUGGGUCUUGCAUGGACGUCAAUGGGUGGCGCAGCGCUAUACGUGGAAUCCAUCCUUGAGAACGCGCUGUCAUACAACUCACGACCAGGCCUGGAACGAACAGGAAACCUGAAGGCCGUUAUGAAAGAAUCAACACAGAUUGCAUACUCGUUCGCGAAAGGACUUUUAGCAAAGCAGUUCCCAGGUAACAAGUUCUUCGAGAAGGCACGGAUACAUCUGCACUGUCCCGAAGGUGCCGUACAAAAGGAUGGUCCUAGCGCAGGUAUCACAAUGGCUACCUCACUAUUGUCCCUGGCAUUAGACAAACCUUUGGAUCCUACGAUCGCAAUGACCGGCGAAUUAACAGUAACUGGAAAAGUGCUCAGAAUCGGUGGCCUGCGCGAGAAGACGGUCGCUGCACGAAGAGCAGGCGCAAGAAUGAUCAUCUUCCCUCGGGACUGCAUGAGUGAUUGGAUCGAGCUGCCAGAGAACAUCAAACAAGGCAUCGAAGGCAAACCCGUCGACUGGUACUCCGAUGUCUACGACCUCGUCUUCGCAGACGUCGAUAAAACCACCGCCAAUGAACUUUGGAAAAAAGAGCUCGCCAAGCCACCGAAAGAGGAACGCGAAAAGGAAGAAGAUGAUUGAAAGAAGAAAGAAGAAUUACCAGCCUCUUUCUUGUAAGAUAACUAUAUGUUCACCUACCUGUAGUUACGCGACCACGUCAGCAUUGGGUGAUGGCGCCCUGGGAGUUGCCAUGCCAGAGCGGAUGUCGAAUUUCCUUAACUCCGCUCUUUGUACAUAUUACUCGCGCCGCAGCCCGCCGGGGGAGGACAGAGGGCGGUGGGAAUGACUUAGAUAUCAGAAGUAGAUCAUGCAUGUAAAGUGGAAAGAAAGAAGGAUCGUGAAGCAU